CUUUGUGUGAAGAAAAACACAAAACAAUAAGUCAAAGAAAAAAGAAGAAGUAUAUUAUAUAUUUAUUAAUAUAUAGUAUAUAUUUAGCAAAAAUGUCAUCUUUCCCUAUGAAUGCUGGUGAUGGUCCAUAUAGCUACUCAAAAAACUCCCCAUUGGCGAAAGAAGCAUUAAAUGGUGCAAAGAGAAUGGUGAGAGAUGCAAUUAUUCAAAACCUUGACAUCAAAAUCAUGUUAUCAUCAUCUUCAAAUACAAUACGUAUUGCAGAUUUGGGAUGUUCAGUUGGACCAAACACUUUCAUUGCAAUGCAACAUGUUGUACAAGUUCUAAAGGAAAAAUACCAUAAUAACAACAUUCUUGAAUUCCAAAUAUUUUUCAAUGAUCAUGUCACAAAUGAUUUCAACACCCUCUUUCAAUCACUACCCAUCGAUCGAUCCUACUAUGUAUCUGGAGUUCCAGGAACAUUCCAUGGUAGAUUAUUUCCAUCGCGAUCGAUACAUUUUGCACAUUCUAUCAACUCUAUACAUUGGUUAUCUAAGUGUCCAGAAGAGCUGUUAGAUGAAAAAUCCCCAGCAUGGAAUAAAGGUUUGAUUCAUUAUAUGGGUACAUCAAAUGUUGAAGUAUUGAAUGCAUAUGUUGCACAAUUUGAAAAAGACAUGGAAAUGUUGUUAAAUGCAAGAGCUGAAGAGAUUGUUGAAGGUGGAAUGAUGGUACUUGUUACACCAUUUGAAAGUUAUUUACGUCUCUUCAAAUUUUUUGGUUCUAGUCUUAUGGAUUUGGUGAAUGAGGGAAAGUUAGAUGAAUUUUUAGUUGACUCGUUUAAUUUGCCAAUGUAUUUUCCAUCACCUGAAGACAUGACUAAAGUGGUCGAGAAAAAUGGUUGUUUUAACAUAGAGAAAGUAGAAUUGACAUAUCCAAAAUCGAAACUUGUGGAUGAAGCUGAUGCAAAGGCUAUAAUGAUAAAUCUAAGGGCUAUUUUAGAAGGAGUUUUGAGCAAUCACUUCGGAUGUAAAAUUGCAGAAGAAGCUUGUACGAGAACUAUUCUCAAAAGUGAUGAGAUUUCGACAUGGAUGAAAGCGAAUUAUGAGAGAUCAUGUCAGUUAUUUAUCGCUUUGAAGCGUAAAUGAAUUUCUAUAGAAAAAUCUAUCUAUUUGUCUAUCUAUUUAUAUAUAUACGAGAAGUGCAAGGCCCGUGUCAACACGGGCCCAAUAAUAAAACAUGUGGAUUGCAAUUUUUAAGUUUUAGAAUUUAUGUUGGAGUAGGAAGUUUGAGCAGUAGAAUGUUUUCAUUGGUACGAUAAAAUAUACUUAUAAAAUAUAUUUCUGUAAAUUUUUUA
Capsicum annuum is the source of this 1333-nucleotide messenger RNA. RefSeq names its product loganic acid O-methyltransferase. The record is from RefSeq and is a predicted model, not a curated record. The transcript is spliced from 3 exons. The coding region runs from base 93 to 1124 and encodes 343 amino acids. Lineage: Eukaryota; Viridiplantae; Streptophyta; Magnoliopsida; Solanales; Solanaceae. Gene Ontology annotation, molecular function: S-adenosylmethionine-dependent methyltransferase activity. Gene Ontology annotation, biological process: methylation.